Gambusia affinis (western mosquitofish) is the source of this 1425-nucleotide messenger RNA. Its product is annotated as mitogen-activated protein kinase 12-like. The transcript has 12 exons. Gene Ontology annotation, molecular function: MAP kinase activity; ATP binding. The coding region runs from base 218 to 1306 and encodes 362 amino acids. Lineage: Eukaryota; Metazoa; Chordata; Actinopteri; Cyprinodontiformes; Poeciliidae. The record is from RefSeq and is a predicted model, not a curated record. Gene Ontology annotation, biological process: intracellular signal transduction; protein phosphorylation. Gene Ontology annotation, cellular component: cytoplasm; nucleus.
GAGCCGGGCAGACAAUGUGACCGAGUGGCCGUGUUGGGGUCCACCCGCUCCGGGGGGAGGGGUGUGUGCGCUCCAGUUGUCAGCUGGUCCAUCUGGAGGAAUAUUUCGCUAACUCUCUGCUUCGGUUUCGGACUGCGCUCCUGAACUUCUGCGCAAACAAACCUGUAUUUGCGCUCAUGAGAUUCCGGGAUUCGGUCCACAUCCUCACCUCAGCAGUAUGGCCAUAGCUGCGCGGUCCCGGACGGGGUUUUACCGGCAGGAGGUGAACAGAACCGUGUGGGAGGUGCCGGAGAGGUACCGGGACUUAAAGCAGGUCGGCACCGGAGCCUACGGAACCGUGUGUUCGGCUUGGGACCGGCGCUCAGGGACACAGGUGGCCAUCAAGAAGCUCCACCGGCCCUUCCAGUCCAAACUUUUUGCCAAAAGAGCCUACAGAGAGCUGCGACUCCUCAAACACAUGAAGCAUGAAAAUGUGAUUGGGCUGUUGGAUGUUUUCACAGCUGAGAUCUCUUUGGAUCGGUUUCGAGACUUCUACCUGGUGAUGCCGUUCAUGGGCACCGACCUCGGCAAGCUGAUGAAGAUGGAGAGAUUGUCAGAGGAUCGGGUCCAAUUCCUGGUUUAUCAGAUGCUGAGAGGCCUUAAGUAUAUCCACUCUGCAGGGAUCAUCCACAGGGACCUCAAACCUGGAAAUUUGGCCAUUAACCCUGAUUGUGAGCUAAAGAUCCUGGACUUCGGCUUGGCCCGGCAGGCCGACGCGGAGAUGACCGGGUACGUUGUGACGCGCUGGUACAGAGCGCCGGAGGUUAUCCUUAACUGGAUGCACUACACGCAGACUGUGGAUAUUUGGUCAGCUGGUUGCAUCAUGGCUGAGAUGUUGCUGGGGAAACCUUUGUUCAAGGGAAACGACCACCUGGACCAGUUAAGAGAAAUCAUGAAGAUUACAGGAACUCCGACUCCAGACUUUGUUCUCAAGCUACAGAGUCAAGAUGCCAGAAACUACAUCCGGAGUUUACCGAAAGUGCCAAAGAAAGAUUUGCCCUCCAUUUUCUCCAAAGCCAGCUCAAAUGCGGUGAGCGUCCUGGAAAAGAUGCUCCUUCUGGACCCUGACAGCAGGGCCAGCGCCUCGGAGGCCCUGGAGCUGCCGUUCUUCACCGAGUUCAGGGACGUGGAGGAGGAGAGCGAGGCGCUGCCGUACGACCAGACCAUGGACAACACGGACCUGCCGCUGGAGCAGUGGAAACGUCAUACGUUCACAGAGAUCCUGACCUUCCGGCCGCCGCGGGACUCAAAGGAAACAUCACUUUAAGAGCUCACACACCUGCAAAUAUUAACUUUUAUCUACACGCAGAAAUAUUAUUUUUAAUCUUAUCUAUUAGUAGUUGUCCAAAUCGUUUGUCAAUGCUUUUACUGUCAAUAAAUAGUUCA